AUGGAGAAUGCGCAAAGAAACAAGAAUCAGAAAACUGCUUUGAAGGCCAUCGAAAAGAGUUUCUUGAAGAGGAAAGAUUGCAUCAAGAAAAAGACCAUGGAACUCUCUAUUCUCUGUGAUGUCAAGGUCUGUGCCAUUAUUAUUGGGCCAGACGGAACAAUCGAAACAUGGCCAGAAAGUCGUAAUGAUGUGCAGCGGGUGAUUGAAAUGUACGUAAAUUGCCCAGUUGACAAGAAGAAAAGGCAACGGCCCCAAGAACUUGAUCAUGGUGGGGAUGAUCGCAGUAACAAAAAAUGGAAAGUAUGUGUUGUCUCUGAGGGAGUGAAGAAGACAGGGUUUACAGAUAAAGAUUUGCUUAGAAGGAUUGAUGCCAAGUUAUGUCAUGUAAGGAAGAAAAUCCAGUUGAUUAAGUCCAAUGAUCAAAAUACUAUGGACUGUACCAUUGAUAAUCCGAUAGAGACAUCGUUCUUCCAAGAAACUGCCUCUUUUGAUCAGAGGUUUGAAAUUCCACAUCUAAUGGUAGUCGGUAAAGAGGAUAUCCAUGAACUUUUGACAACUGCACCAACUCCAAAAUCGCUCGACCCCUGCAGUGGAUUAACCCAUACAUAUCAAGAUUUUCAGUCGUCUACACUAGGAGUGAACUCAUUAACCCCUGGUAAUGAAUUGAUGGAUACAUUUUCUACGGCAUAUAAUGAAGAACUCAACCAGUUUACACCGACUGAUCUGAACUCGUUUAGUCCUACUAGUGAAUGA
Molecule: messenger RNA, 753 nt
Organism: Fraxinus pennsylvanica
Lineage: Eukaryota; Viridiplantae; Streptophyta; Magnoliopsida; Lamiales; Oleaceae
Source: the annotation of a GenBank genome assembly